GGUGCUUUCGCUUCUCCAAGUUGGGAGUGACCUCUGCUCCGGCAGGCAAGGAGGACAGCAGCGCAGCUGCCCGCACGGUGCGCAGCACGGCCCCGUGAAGCCUAUGGAUGAUGCUGUACCGGACAUAUCAGUCAUACUGGCAGCGGCUGCAGCACGACAAGGACUUCCUCACAACCAGCAGCCGACUGAAUGAGCAAGUGGUGGACAAAAUUAUUCUGCAGCUCAACAGAGUCUACCCUCAAAUCCUUACCAAUGCAGAAGCAGAAAAGUUCAGGAACCCAAAGGCAUCACUCCAUACCAGACUUUCAGAUCUGAUAAAGCACCUUCAAAAGAAGGGGGAUAGGCACUGUCAAGAGUUUUACAGGGCUCUGCAGAUCAAUGCUGAAGAGCUGUAUAAUGACCUGCCAAGCAGGAAGAUCUUGAAAGCCGCAGACUCUGCAGAGAUAGCCACUGACAAGGAGCAAUAUAUGCUAAAUGGCAGGGGCCCAGUGUUUUUCCUGGCAUGUUUCAGCGUGGCUGCAGGAUUUGCCUUGCUCUGGUACUGCUGUCACUCAGAUACCAAAGUCCCAGGACGAGCGCGGAGAAUCUUCGGCUUUGCUCCCAUUAUCCUGGGGAGACACGUGAGAAGUAUUUGCAUGUUGUACUUGGAGGACCUGGCAGGAGACUAAGGAGGAGCUGCCUGUUGGCCUGGCUGUGCUGCCAGGGGAGACAGCAGGGCGUGAGCAGCAGCCUGCCACACUCGUACCAAAGAUGUUCUUACCUGGCUCCAUCAGGAACUGUGCUGCCUUAAGCUGCUUGCAGAGCUCCAGCUGUGUGAGUCCUGCCCAGGGCAAAGGGCCCUCUGGUUUUGUACAUGCUGAUUUUAAAGUAUUUAUCAUGUGGGUAGAAUGUGUUUUUAAGACAGACUUUAAAAGGAUGCCAGGAUCAUGGGUCUAAGCCAUGUUUGCCUGUCUGUUUCAUACUGGAAUGAAGGAGCUGAGCUGUGUAAGGAACGCUAGCCUGCCUUUUGUCACAAUGCCUUUAAGAAAAGCACUUAAGUUCCCCUUCCCCCCACUCAAAGCCUUACUAAGAAAUGGAUCUCUAUCUCAGGGCUGUUUGCUCAGGUGGGCACUGGCACCUAUGACGUUUAUCAGUGCCAGCUGCCUUUGUGUAUGCCUUGUGCUUGCCAUGGUUUCUGAUUGUCCUGUUUGUGCCUCAUCCCCACCUGCCUUCGUCGUGUUCACGCUCAGCUGCUGGCCGUGCUUUGCACGUGCUGGAGCUGGUUCCCAGCCCACAGAAGGUCCUAUGGACUGGAAUGUCUGAUCUGAAGCACUUGAAACUACUAAGAAGGUUUUUCAGAUUGCCUUAGCUUUUCCUUUUCCACUGAAGUGUUUUGCAGUCUUUAUAUGUAAGAAACUGAAGUCAUCCAAAAUGUUUUUCUGGCCAAAUAUGUAUCUGUGUAGUUGAAGAGCUUUGGGCUGUUGGUGAUGCUUUGAUUCUGUGAGUUGAAACGUGAAGAACUUGCAGGAACCAUUGCCAGACUAAUUCUUGAGGGAGUCAGGGCUGCAGGUGAUGCAGCUUGGGGUUUCUUAGCUUUAUGAACCUAACCAUAGUCCUGCCUAGUUCAGUAGAAAUGGCGUUCCUCUUCCAGAGGGUGGGGGCAGUAGCUCUGAACUUCAUGGGAGGAAUUGCAUUUUCAGUAGUGAGUUCUUCAGUUGCCUGCUCAAGAACCUGAGGAAUUUGGGGAGACCACAUCCCUGUACUUGAGGAGAAUGAUGCUUUGUGGCUCUGUGUUCCCUGACCGAAUGAAGAGAUGUCCAGAUCAAGUCAUCUGGCACCUGCAUGAGACUUGCAGCUACAUCAUGAGGAUCCCAUGUGAGCAUCUAAGUCAUUUGCAGUGGGUUUCUCAAAGUGGUCAGACUGAACAUUGUCUUCCAGCUUUAAAUGUUAUUCAUGUUAUAAAAAUGUCAUUGUCUUGCCCAAGGCAGAUCAUCUUGUGAUAACUGUAUGGCCUUUCACUCACUUGGUCAUAGAAUCAUAGAACUGUUUUGGUUGGAAAAGAUCUUUAAGAUCAUUGAGACCAACCCUUAUUCAACUCUGCCAAGUCUGGUGCCAAGCCAUGUGCUGCAGAAUCACAGCUCUGCCACUUUGAAACACCUCCAGGCAUGGGGAUUCCACCAGCUUCCUGGGCAGCCUGUGCCAGUCUUUGAGAACCCUUUCAGGGAAGGAGUUUCUUCUGAUGUUCAACCUAAACCUCCCCUGGUGCAGCUUGAGGCCAUUUCCUCUCAUCCUGUCAGUUGUUGCUUGGGAGAAGAGCCCAACCCCCACCUGGCACCAGCCUCCUUGCAGGGAGUGGUAGAGAGUGAGGCCUAGCAAGCAUAUGGUGCAGAGGAGUUGAGUACAGGGCCAGAAUUUCACAUAGAAGAUCUAAGGAGUAUUUGAGGGAAACAUCUUGAGAGAGAAGACCCUGAUUUUACUCUCCUGAUGAAGUAUUUCUCCCAUGGCGCAGGAGGGACAUGAGCUAAGGCCAGGUAGAGGUAGCCAUGGUCUUGGUUAGGUCAGAUCUGAAGAACAGAAAGGAGGCUGCUCCCCUGCCCGAGUCAGGCUGCCCAGGUCACUCACAGCCAGGCUGUACU
Messenger RNA from Dryobates pubescens (Downy woodpecker), 2615 nucleotides. It is a transcript of the gene CARD19, whose product is annotated as caspase recruitment domain family member 19. Lineage: Eukaryota; Metazoa; Chordata; Aves; Piciformes; Picidae. Bases 108 to 668 code for a protein of 186 amino acids. The record is from RefSeq and is a predicted model, not a curated record. The transcript is spliced from 6 exons. Gene Ontology annotation, biological process: regulation of apoptotic process. Gene Ontology annotation, cellular component: mitochondrion.